Molecule: messenger RNA, 1260 nt
Organism: Hylaeus volcanicus
Lineage: Eukaryota; Metazoa; Arthropoda; Insecta; Hymenoptera; Colletidae
Exons: 2
Coding region: 1-1260 (419 amino acids)
Molecular function (GO): nucleic acid binding; RNA-DNA hybrid ribonuclease activity
Source: RefSeq, a predicted model, not a curated record
AUGCACACUGCUCUGGACACGGUAGAAAGGUGGUGCCUUGGUCAGAAUUUGAGGGUUAACCCCACUGAGACUGAGCUGGUGCUGUUCACAAGAAGAAGGAACCUCACAUUAAGGCCUCCCACAUUAUACGGCGUAGAGCUCAAACUCUCCAGGGAAGUCCGAUAUCUCGGAGUUAACCUGGACAGUAGACUCACGUGGAAAAGCCACAUCACCAAACAGGCACAAAAGGCAAUGGCUACCUCCUGGGCCUGCAGGAGGAACGAUGUUUGGACGAACUUGGGGACUGAAACCAGAAAUGGUUCGUUCAGGACCACCCCAACAGUGGCGAUGUGCGCUCUGCUAAACCUGCUACCACCGCAUGUCACGGCGAUGGCAGAGGCAAGAAAUACAGCUUGCAGACUGUACGUGAGUGGAAGAUGGAUUAGGGCCAGGCAGGGUCAUGUGAGCAUCCUUCAACAGACUGAGGACCACCAUGAGGUACUCAGCCUCGGGGGUGAUCGCUGCCCAACGGGCAGCCCCACGUAUUCCACCACCAUUCUUCAGUCCACUACCCCAGCAAACGUAGUGUCCCAGGGAGGGCUAGUCUGGUUCACAGACGCGGCCAAAUCGGGAACAGGAGCGGGUGCGGGGGUAUGGUGCGGAGGGCCCAGGAUGGAGAAAUGUUUGCGAUCUGGGCCUGCGCCAGAGCGAUCCUGGACAAGGGAUACAGACGCAAGCACAUUUUUAUAUGCAGCGACAAUAAGAAGCUGUGUAGACCUGUUGUCCCAGCUUGCCAGGGACAACAGGGUGAACCUCAUCUGGGUGCCGGGGCACGCCGGCAUCCGAGGGAACGAGGAAGCACACGAUCUAGCCAGACAAGGGACCAGAGGGACCGAGAGCACGAUCGUGUGCUCCGUGGGAGUCCCAGCCGGCCAUGUAAGAACACUGAAUAGGCAGUGGGCAGAGGUCCGCCUUCUGGACCUCUGGAGGCAUAGAUCGACAAUGAGACACACGAGGGUCAUGCUAGAGCAUCCUUCCAGUGGACUGGGUAGUACACUGGUAAGACUGGACCGCGAUAGGCUCAGGCUUGUUGUCGGGCUCGUCACGAGGCACUGGCACACUGGAAGGCAUCUAGCUAGACUGGGACUGCGGGAUAACCCCACCUGUCCUAGAUGCGGAGAAGCGGAUGAAACCCCGCUACACGUGAUUGCUGGGCGCAGGGCACUUGAGGACUCUAGGGAAAGGAUCCUAGGUGACCGGCACCUAGUACGUGCAAGGUGA